AUGGAGAAAUCGGCUUUUGGCGGUUGGAUGCACGAGAACAACGUCCAGCUCGUGGAUCCGAAGCGCGAUGCACUCUACAACUACGACCCAGAAGCCCAGAAAGCUCCCCAGAACGAUAAGCCGUGGAGGAAGGACCAUAACUACUUCAAGCAUGUCCGCAUUAGUGCUGUCGCGCUGAUCAAGAUGGCCAUGCACGCCCGCUCGGGCGGCUCGCUGGAGAUCAUGGGCUUGAUGCAGGGCUACAUCGAGCAAGAGACCUUUAUCGUUACCGAUGCCUUUCGUCUUCCUGUUGAAGGAACCGAGACACGAGUCAAUGCGCAAGGCGAGGCGAACGAAUACAUUAUCGAAUACCUUGACCUGUGUCGCGACCAGGGCAGGCACGAGAAUGUAGUGGGCUGGUAUCACAGUCAUCCCGGCUACGGGUGCUGGCUCAGCGGCAUCGAUGUUGAGACAGAGGCUAUGCAGCAGCAAUUUCAAGAUCCCUUUCUCGCCGUCGUCAUUGACCCCGACCGUACCAUCAGCGGCGGCAAAGUCGAAAUUGGGGCCUUCCGGACCUACCCUGCCGAUGCCACGGGCGCUUCUGUGUCUGGGUCCGCGACAACUUCCGAUGGAUUCGAGGCUGUUCCCCUCGACAAAGCUGCCGAAUUCGGCGCUCACGCCAGUCGUUACUACAGCUUGGAGGUGUCACACUUCAAGAGCACUCUCGAAUCCCACUUGCUUGAGCAGUUGUGGCACAAGUACUGGGUGCAGACCCUCAGCCAGAACCCACUCCUCACAAAUCGCGAGUACGGAAACAAGCAGAUGCUCGAUCUGAGCAAAAAGAUUGAGCAGGCUACGAAACAACUAUCUCGCUCCAGGGGAGCAUGGGGCAUAUCCAAGGCGCCGGACAAACAGGUGGAGAAGAUGGCGCAGGAGGUCAAUGCUAUUGCUAGCAAGGAAAGGACGGGAUUGAUUGCAAGCCAAGUCAAGGCCGAGUUGUUCAAUGAUCUCGUCACAAAAGACUCGGUAUGA
This is a messenger RNA of Emericellopsis cladophorae, 1011 nucleotides long. RefSeq names its product COP9 signalosome complex subunit-like protein. Gene Ontology annotation, molecular function: metallopeptidase activity; protein binding; deNEDDylase activity. The coding region runs from base 1 to 1011 and encodes 336 amino acids. The record is from RefSeq and is a predicted model, not a curated record. The transcript is spliced from 2 exons. Gene Ontology annotation, biological process: protein deneddylation. NCBI's taxonomy places the organism in Eukaryota, Fungi, Ascomycota, Sordariomycetes, Hypocreales, Bionectriaceae. Gene Ontology annotation, cellular component: COP9 signalosome; cytoplasm.